Messenger RNA from Arxiozyma heterogenica, 2400 nucleotides. RefSeq names its product RNA-processing protein PTA1 (gene PTA1). The transcript has a single exon. Bases 1 to 2400 code for a protein of 799 amino acids. The record is from RefSeq and is a predicted model, not a curated record. NCBI's taxonomy places the organism in Eukaryota, Fungi, Ascomycota, Saccharomycetes, Saccharomycetales, Saccharomycetaceae. Gene Ontology annotation, cellular component: mRNA cleavage and polyadenylation specificity factor complex.
AUGGAAUCUCAAUUACAGCAGUUGCAAAAGGCUAAAGAUUUAGCUAUGGACAACAGUCCCGAACAAAUGUUACCAAAGGUUUUGGAAACUACUAAUUCAAUGCUAUUGAAUCAAUGGAAGACCAACAACAACGAUAAUAACAACAACUUAUCUAAUUUCUUUACAAAUCUAUUAUUGGAUACAAUGAACCACAACAAAAUUUCGAACCAUGAAAAACCUCUAAUUGCGUCACAAUAUCUAUCAACUUUAUAUUCAUGCUAUGAAUAUUCAAUUAAUGAUCUCCAUUAUCAGCAAUUGACAAUUCUAACUUUUACCAAAAUUUACCCAAUGUUAUUCGACUUGAUAGCGAAGACUUCAGAUGAAUCUAAAUGGUCUCUACUACAACAAUUCAGGAAAAAAAUCCUAAGUCAAUGGAAGCUGAUGACCAUUACUAAUUCACCGCUAGAUUUAAAUCUUGAUAAUAAACAAAUAGGUCUAAAGUUGUCUAUAAUCAAAUUUAUUUCUCAAAUUAUCAUCACACAUACUGUUGAUCUAACAAACUCGAGUAUAAACAUCUCAGUGGUUCCAGAGAAUCAGCCUUUGAUCAAUAGGAACAAAUUGGAGACAGAGGCCAGAAUAUUACUUGAUGUUAUCAUAAAUUAUCUUAUUGAAGAACCGAUGAUGGUCAGUUCAUUAUUUAUCGGUAUUAUCAACUGUCUUUCCUUUAUUAUGAAACAAAGAAACCAGACAACAAUGAAAAUCUUGAACGGAAUCUUGAAGUUUAAUAUUGAUGCAAAGUAUCAAAAUGACCAAAUGGAUACAUUGACUUACAAAUUGUGUAAAAGAUUUGUGGAACGUUGCUAUAGAAAUUUUGUUCAGUUUGGGAUCAAAAAUAAUUUAAUUAAAAAUCCGAAUAAUAGUUCCAAUCCAAACUGGAAUCAAAUCUAUCCUAAAUUAUCUAAGAUCUCACAAACUUUAUUUGUUAUAGGUGAAGAGACCAAAAAUAAAGGUAUUUUGAAUUUUGAUUCUGAAAGUGUGAGUAAAAGAAUCCCAGAUUCUGAAAGAGAAAAGAUAAUAAUGGUUAGAACUCAAAAGAGACAACAAAGUCAACAAAGUCAACAAACACAAAACAUGCUAGUUUUGAAUAACGACAAUAACAAUGGGUCUGGUACUAUAAACCCAAAUAACAGUAAUCCAAAUAACGUUGAUAACUUUUUAACGACUGAACAAAUGAAUGCAUUAACAAAAUUGCAAGAAUAUUCAAGAGGGAAAACACCUUCAGCGUCAUUUUUCAAUACAACCCCGAAAGCAUACGAUAAUACAUACAAUUCUUUAUUUGCAUUAAUGGACAAUAAUGGAUCCAAACAGGAUUUAUCAAAGGUUCCAUCCAAUGUCUUGAUCAAGUUAUCUACUGAAGCGCUAUAUAAGGCUGACACUAGAAAAAUAAUCGCUGCCUUAUCGAUUGCUGCAUCUAGAUACACCGAUUUGAUGAACCGGAACGACCCAUCGAUUGGUGACAAAAGACAACUUGAGGAUGAUAAUAGUGGUAAUAAUAAUAAUAGUAAUAGUAAUAGCAGCAGUGAAGCAAAAAGGAUUAAAACUGAUUUAAAGGAAGACAAAGGACUGAAUAAUAAUUCCACCUUGGUAAAACAAGAGACCAGUGAAGCAGUAUUAGAUGGAGAAGACGAAGGGAAAGAGGAUGAGGACCAAGAUGUGCAGAUGAUUGUUGAAAAGCCAUAUUUCUUUGAACCCAAACCGAUGGAUAACGACACCAAGAUGAAAAUCACCGAAAGGAUUGUCAAAAGAUUGUUUAGUAUAAAAACCAGCAAGAUAUCACCCCAUAUCAAUUCUAUCCCAAUGUCGAAAAACCCGUUAGAACAGAUAAAAUUACUCAAUUGGUCUAACGAUGAAUCAUGGUAUCAUAUUUUGAUAAGAUUGGCCACUAGAGGGACCAGAUCGAAUUUACAGAUGAGUAAUUUCAUCAGAGAAGAAUUGUUAAGAUAUGUUAUGAUGGAUAUUAAUGACAGUCAUCGUACGGCUAUUAUAAUUGAGUGGAUGAACGAGGAAUGGCAUGGAGAUCUGUUAUUUGAGUCACGAGAGGACACAGAAUCUCAAUAUAUGUGCUGGUCGUUGAGGUUAUUAGAUGAAUUGAUACCAUUUUUAGAGAAUAAGCAUCGUAAAUUAUUUAUCAGAUUGAUGAGUGAAUUGCCAAAAUUGAGAAGUGAGCAUUUAGCUAGAGUGAAACCUAUAUUGAUUGAUCCAAGCAGAAGUACACUAGGAUUUCAGACAUUAAAGUUCUUAAUCAUGUUUAGACUACCUGUGAAAGCCAUGAUCAAACCUCUCUUGGAGACCAUACUAAAGGAAGACCCUACAGUGGAACCACAAUGUAAACCAAUACUCGACAAGUUCUACAAAGAUUAA